UUCUUUCUUAAAUUUCCAAGAACACAUCCCUCUAUAACUAGCUAGAAACACAGAUUUCUUAACAAAGUACCUUGGGGAUUUUGUAUGUAUAUGGAGUAGUAUAUACAUAACUUAAGGCACCAUGUUGUUGCUCUGACAUUUUGUGGGUCAGAAUUUGGUUCUAUUCUUCCUACAUAUAUAGUAUGUUCUUAGCUUAGCACACAAGCACUUCCAAAUUCAUCUCAUCCAAUUUUCUUGUCACUUUAUUUUUCCCAAUCUUUCUUCACACAUUUCACAACCAUAUAAGGCUAAGGUGUCACAUUCCCACCACCAUGAACAAAGACUACAUUUUGAGGAUGAAACCUAACAAGGCCAACAAAUCUCCCACCGGGGGAGGCGAGGUCGCCGGAGGGUGGGAAGUCCGGCCAGGUGGGAUGCUGGUGCAGAAGAGGAACUCAGAUUUCAAUCACAUUGUUUCAAACAUCAAAGUUAGAGUGAAACAUGGCUCUGUUUACCAUGAUGUUGUGAUCAGCUCUCAAGCCAGUUUUGGUGAGCUAAAGAAGAUGGUGGCAGGGGCAACUGGGGUGCACACACAAGAUCAGAAGAUAAUUUACAAGGAAAAGGAGAGAGAUUCAAAAUCAUUUCUUGAUAGUGUUGGUGUAAGAGAUGGCUCAAAGAUUGUGAUGGUUGAAGAUGAAGUGAGUAGAGAGAGAAGAUGCCUUGAAUCAAGAAAGAAUGCUAAAUUGGACAAGGCAUCAAAGGAGAUUGCAGAGAUCAGAUCUGAGGUUGAUUCCCUUGCAAAAAAGGUGGGAGCAAUUGAAUUGGAAAUUAAUGGAGGCAAGAAAGUUGUGGAGACAGUUUUUUUGGGCUUGAUUGAAUUGUUGAUGAAACAGCUCAUAAAGUUGGAUGCAAUUGCUGCUGAUGGAGAUGUAAAGCUCCAGAGAAGAAUGCAGGUGAAAAGGGUGCAGAAGUACAUAGAAACUCUUGACAUGCUGAAGAUGAGGAAUUCCAGCCUAGGAAAUAUGCAGCAAUACCAAAAGAUUUACAAGGAACCGGUGUCGAAAACUUGCCAAAAACAGCAAGAAAUGAAGAAGAUUAAUGGGGGUUUCAAUGAAGGGCAAGUGGUGGUUACAACAAAAUGGGAGACAUUCUGAUGAACCAAAGAAAGUUCAAGUUCAAGAAAGUUGCUGUGAUGAAAAAAGAAGUUAUAUAAUUUCCAAUUGAAAAUUGUACUAAUUUCAAAGGUUGUAUAAUUAGCUUGCGCUAAAAUCGCUUCGGUCUAGCUAAGUAAAAUCUUGUAGCGCAUGGACUUCACCACUUAGUUAGGCACGUGGAUCAUAAUUCAUUUAUUAGAAUUUGUGUCUUUAAUAA
Molecule: messenger RNA, 1350 nt
Organism: Salvia splendens (bonfire salvia)
Lineage: Eukaryota; Viridiplantae; Streptophyta; Magnoliopsida; Lamiales; Lamiaceae
Product: BAG family molecular chaperone regulator 3
Exons: 4
Coding region: 312-1133 (273 amino acids)
Biological process (GO): protein stabilization
Cellular component (GO): cytoplasm
Molecular function (GO): adenyl-nucleotide exchange factor activity; protein-folding chaperone binding
Source: RefSeq, a predicted model, not a curated record